Molecule: messenger RNA, 912 nt
Organism: Ceutorhynchus assimilis (cabbage seed weevil)
Lineage: Eukaryota; Metazoa; Arthropoda; Insecta; Coleoptera; Curculionidae
Source: the annotation of a GenBank genome assembly
AUGCCCUCGUUGCCUACCACAGAACAAACCGUUCACUUUCUCAAAGAUUUUAUGGCUGGAGGAGUAUCUGCUGCAGUCGCAAAAACCGCUGUUGCUCCUAUCGAAAGGGUGAAGCUCCUUCUGCAAGUGCAAGAGGUCUCCAAACAGAUAACGCAAGAGCAGAGGUAUAAAGGUAUGAUAGAUUGUUUUAUCCGAAUCCCUCGCGAGCAAGGCUUCCUAAGUUACUGGCGCGGCAAUUUAGCCAACGUGAUCAGAUACUUUCCGACUCAGGCCUUAAAUUUCGCAUUCAAAGACACCUACAAACGUCUAUUCAUGGCAGGCGUCGAUAAGCGAACGCAAUUUUGGAGAUAUUUCGCCGGCAAUUUGGCUUCGGGAGGUGCCGCAGGUGCCACUAGCUUGUGCUUCGUGUAUCCUUUGGAUUAUGCCAGGACCCGUUUGGGUGCUGAUGUAGGUAGAGGCAACAAAGAACGACAAUACACCGGCAUGAUAGAUUGUAUUAAGAAGACAUUUAAAACGGACGGGUUGAUGGGCUUGUACCGUGGCUUCAAUGUGUCGGUUCAAGGCAUCAUCAUUUACCGUGCGUCUUAUUUCGGCUGUUUCGAUACGGCCAAAGCCAUGUUGCCUGAUCCGAAAAAUACGCCUGUGAUAAUUUCCUUUCUUAUCGCCCAAACCGUUACCAUAUUUUCAGGAAUAUUGUCCUAUCCUUUAGACACCGUCAGACGUCGCAUGAUGAUGCAGUCGGGGCUCAAGAAGCACGAAAUGCAAUAUACCAGUACCAUGCAUUGUUGGGCUAAGAUUUAUAAAGAAGAAGGUGCCAAAGCGUUUUUUAAAGGUGCGCUGUCCAACGUUUUCCGUGGUAUCGGGGCUGCAUUGGUUUUGGUGUUUUAUGACGAACUUAAAGCCAUCAUUUAA